This is a messenger RNA of Colias croceus (clouded yellow), 2929 nucleotides long. Its product is annotated as nose resistant to fluoxetine protein 6-like. The transcript has 13 exons. The record is from RefSeq and is a predicted model, not a curated record. Bases 42 to 2231 code for a protein of 729 amino acids. NCBI's taxonomy places the organism in Eukaryota, Metazoa, Arthropoda, Insecta, Lepidoptera, Pieridae. Gene Ontology annotation, molecular function: acyltransferase activity, transferring groups other than amino-acyl groups.
GCGUAGCUUCAGUUUACAGAUAUCUCGAACCGAAAGACACAAUGCAGCGAACGGCGCUAAUUUUAAUUAUUUCGUUAAAUUUUAUCGUCGCGUAUAGUUCCGUUCUUGUGCCCGUAAAAAAUACUGAUACAUCGAUAAGAGAAAAACAAAUAGUGCCCGAAUCAAAGGGAAAUGGGAAAAAUGUAUUGCAAAAAACUUUUCUUUUCAACGGCAGUUACGUAUAUUUGGAGGAUGUGUUGUUUGUUUUGAAAAAUCAAAAUUGGACUGAGGAAGAACAACCGUGUUUGAAUAGAACUGUGUCGUUAUUGCGGAAUUUGCAAAAUUUCACUUUAUGGGCUGCGUGGAACUGGGACUCCAUAGCAUCAGAACCUCAAGGCUUACUCUACGGCAGUCGCUUCCAUCUCGGCAAUUACGAUGAAUGUAUGGACGCUCCGUGGUACAAAGAUCAUGAGGAGCUCAGAUCUCAGUAUUGCCUGGCAGAUAUCGUUCUGGAGAGAACGGAUAAAGGUGUUAAGAAACGCGAUCACGAUCCGUAUGAUCCUUAUCAAUCUGCUCUUAAUUUACUGGAGCAUCAAUCCUACUUUCUGCGUCCUUUAAACCGGCUCACAUGGGGUAUGUGUGUGCCUGAUAUCUGCGAAAAAGAAUCUGUAGUGCGUCUGAUGGGUAUACUCCUAGCCCAUAGCCAUUUGGGAGCUGCUGGUUUAAAGGCAAACGUUGCUGUCAACAGCUGUGACAAGGCCAACGAACCUGUGCAUUACGAUGGUCUAUUUUAUUCUUUUUUCUGUGUUUUUGGUGUAAUAAUAGCAGUCUGUGUGAUUAGCACCAUAUUAAACAAAAAAGAUAGUAAUUACAGAAAUAUAAUAACAAAAGCAUUUGACCUUAAUAAUAAUGCAAUGGAUCUAUUGAAAGUUAAGAAAGAAGGUAUUGAAGUGUUAUAUGGGAUACGAUUUUUCACAAUGGUCAUUAUUGUAGUUAGUCAUCAAUUUGGAAUAUCAAAUGGUGGCCCAAUCAGCAACGGUUACAGAGUGGAUGAGGAUAUAGUUUCUUUUAUCGGUAUGUUUAUACUGCACGAUGACGUCAUGGUGGACUCUUUCUUCUGGUUGUCUGGCUUUUUGACUGCCAACAUCAUAACGAAGGUGAAAGGACCCCUUAAUCUACCAGUCUUUUUCUUGAAGAGAUAUGUCAGGUUAGCAGUGGCAUAUGCAGUGACAAUAUUUUACGUUUGUUCCGUGUACCCGUACACCGGUUCUGGACCUCUCUGGAAGACGGCUGUGAGUCAGGACACAGAUCAGUGCAGAAAGAACUGGUGGGCUAGUCUACUUAUGAUCAGCAAUUACUUCGAUACCGAGAAUAUCUGUAUAGUAGUGAGCUGGUACAUUCCGUGUGAUUUUCAUUACUUCGUGAUAACUUUGCUGGCUUAUUGGCUGUACAAGAAAAACAAAUUGACUGGUCAAAUAGUCGCAGUUUUGUUAUCUAUUGCAGCCAUUAUAUCUCCUGGCGUCGUCAAUUAUUUGUAUAAUCUGCCUCCAAUACAACUCUUCACGUUUGAUUUCAUAUCCAACCCAAGAGGGCAAAAGCAGUUCCACCUGACAUACAUCAAGAGUCACACGAGGUUUGCCGCUUAUCUUAUCGGUUUCUUCAGCGGCUACAUUUUCGUGCGAUAUUACACUAUGAAAAACAAAAGAAUAUCGCAGAAAUGGUCGCUAAUAGGCAUGCUCAUUGGAAUCGCUCUGAUGAUAGCGGUAUUGUUUUCUGGACCACCCUACUUAUGGCGACAAUACACAGUGCUUGAAAGUGCAAUCUACGCAGCAUUAAAUCGACCAGUGUGGGCCUGUGGAAUUUCCUUCAUAAUCUUGAGCUGCGCGUUUGGAAAUGUUCCAUUGAUAAAAAGUUUCUUCUGCUGGCGCGCGUGGGUGCCUCUCAGCCGCUUGGCCUACGGACUGUAUUUGACCCACUCCAUUAUGAUCGCCAGAAACGUUUAUGUCACCAGGAAUAUGCAACAUAACGACUAUAUUACUAUGUUAACAAUGAGUGGAGGGGUGGUAGUGGGAGGAUUAAUUGCCUCAUUUCUCAUUUGGCUGCUAGUGGAAGCACCGAUCAACAACCUCGUCACUGCUUGGUUGGUGCCGAGCAGAAAAUCAUCACCAAUUGAAGACAAAAACGAACAAAAUAACGGCCAUCUCCAGGAAAAUCUACCGCCAGUUGUACAAAUCGAUUCAUCGAAAGUAUGAAAACAUCAGGAAUAAUACAAAUUAUAAUUCCUUGGUAUCACAAUUUUCAGUCUUCCAGACAUCAGUUAUGUCUAGAUAAUAAUAUAAGACUGCUUUUUCAUUUAUUGCAAAAUGAAAUGAGAGGUUUAUAUACCAUAAGUGUUCCUCCAUAUAAUAUAUUAUGCAAUGUGUAACAACAAACAAUCGAUUGCAUAUUUUAGUUUUUGUCUGAGCAAAGAUAUUUAUGAUCAAAAAAAUAAACAAUCUACUUCAAUAAUACUUAUAAAGGGCUACUGCAAUGAAUUAAUUCAAAAACCAUUUGUCCAAUAAAAUUUGGCCGUAAAAAUAGCACAAAAAAUUAUUAAGCCUACGAACCUACGGUAAAAAGUUUUAAAAGAUUUCUUCUGUCAGUCUGUAUGCAAUUAUUUAACUCGCUACAGUCCUAUCCAAAACUUUUCAAUGUUGUAUGUUCAGUUUUUACCUUUUCUUAUGUAUUGGUUGUUGAAAAUAAAUGUUUGUAAACUUUUAAUCCGCAUCUAUCCUUAGAUAAAAUUUUUUCAAUAUCGGUUAUUCCGUUAAUCUUAUCAUAUGGACAAAAUCCCACAUAAUAUAAUAUAACAUGAGAAUAUAAGUUAGUUAAGUUAAGAAUUUUAAUUUAUUGACAACAUUCGAGGUAUAAUUUAAGACUUUAAUUCGUAUUAAACUGUUGAAAUAAGUAA